Vigna radiata var. radiata (mung bean) is the source of this 1791-nucleotide messenger RNA. Its product is annotated as protein TRIGALACTOSYLDIACYLGLYCEROL 3, chloroplastic. Gene Ontology annotation, molecular function: ATP binding; ATP hydrolysis activity. Bases 379 to 1416 code for a protein of 345 amino acids. NCBI's taxonomy places the organism in Eukaryota, Viridiplantae, Streptophyta, Magnoliopsida, Fabales, Fabaceae. The transcript is spliced from 10 exons. The record is from RefSeq and is a predicted model, not a curated record.
AAAUGGGUGAAAGAGAUUGUAAAGUUGCGUGUGUGAAAUUGGGAGGGUGAGAGGGACGAGCAUAGAUCAUAGCACAUGAUUCUGAGUGUUGAUUUGUCUUCUUCCCUUCCAAUUUUAAUCCGCGGUAAGCCUAAACUAAACGAAACUCUGUCGAUACUUUGCUACAAUUAGAGAGAAACAAAGACAAAGAAACAGAAUCAGGUCUUCCCCAACCCCAAGCAACAAAAAAACCACCGGCCAUUUCCAUUUGACCAUCAUUGCUACUUUGAAAGGAAACUCUAAACCCCAUAUGAAUCACAUGCUUUCCAUCUCAUAACACAACAACCCCACUUAUAUUAAUUCUUCUCUUCUCUUUUUCUUUCUUCAUUCCUCAUUACCAUGGUUUCCCUGUCAACCACCACCCCCUUUCUACCCUUCACUGCACAAAACGCUUCCACCAGAAUCCUUUCUCCCAACACCUUCCGUUACACCAAGCACCGUCACAGGGAUCACAGGAAGGUUGUGUGCGCCUGCAUCGCACCUCCGCAGAACUUCAAGAGCCAGGACUCUUCCCCUGUUAAUUUCAAUGGUUUACACAAAUCAGAACAGCUGAGCGCGGCGCGGGAUCAGGAUGAUGAUUCUGAUGUUCUUAUUGAGUGUAAAGAUGUGUACAAAUCUUUCGGGGAAAAGAAAAUCUUAAAUGGUGUCAGCUUCAAGAUCAGGCACGGUGAAGCUGUUGGAAUAAUUGGUCCCUCUGGGACUGGUAAAUCUACAGUUUUGAAGAUUAUAGCAGGACUUCUUGCCCCGGAUAAGGGGGAAGUUUACAUUCGAGGAAAAAAGAGGGUUGGUUUAGUAAGCGAUGAUAACCUAUCUGGUCUUCGGAUUGGAUUAGUUUUCCAAAGUGCCGCACUCUUUGAUUCUUUGUCUGUUCGUGAAAAUGUUGGUUUUCUCUUGUAUGAACACUCGAGUAUGUCUGAGGACCAGAUAUCAGAGCUUGUCAAGGAAACCUUGGCUGCAGUUGGAUUGAAGGGAGUUGAAGAUCGGUUGCCUUCUGAAUUAUCAGGUGGGAUGAAAAAGCGAGUUGCUUUAGCUCGAUCUAUUAUCUGUGACACCACAAAGGAAUCAAUUGAGCCAGAGGUGCUUUUAUAUGACGAACCAACUGCUGGACUUGAUCCUAUUGCAUCUACUGUUGUUGAGGAUCUGAUUCGCUCAGUGCACAUAAAAGGACGAGAUGCUCGUGGAAAACCUGGGAAUAUUGCAUCUUAUGUGGUUGUUACUCACCAACAUAGUACCAUUAAAAGAGCCAUUGAUAGAUUGUUGUUUCUACACAAGGGAACGAUUGUUUGGGAAGGAAUGACUCAUGAAUUUACAACUACAACAAAUCCAAUUGUUCAGCAGUUUGCAUCCGGCAGCCUAGAUGGUCCUAUCAAAUAUUAGAACACUACUGAAAUUGUAAAGUAGAGAACAACACGAUUACGGCUGGUUUUGGCUAUCCUGGAAUGUGCACAUACAAAUGGACAAUAAGCUGGUUGCAACAAGGAUUAACAUCAAUAGAAUUGGCUACCUGCAUUGGAUUAGAGGCCGACAAUAACAAUUUUUCCUUUUUAUAGUUAGAGGACAAUUUAUUAUUACUGUUAUUGAUGACUAAAUUCAUUGGCAAUAGAAGGUGCUUUGAUGCACGCCUGAUGUUAGAAAAGAUUGGUGGAACAGAUGUAUUUAGUUCUAUGCGGAGAGUUUGAUGUGCUAGAUUAUGUUUUUGUAAGCAAAUCAUUACAAUCAAUAAAUCUGCUUCAUGGUUUUCAAUUUUCCUUA